This is a messenger RNA of Ixodes scapularis (black-legged tick), 597 nucleotides long. RefSeq lists its product as uncharacterized. Gene Ontology annotation, molecular function: metallopeptidase activity. Lineage: Eukaryota; Metazoa; Arthropoda; Arachnida; Ixodida; Ixodidae. The record is from RefSeq and is a predicted model, not a curated record. The transcript is spliced from 6 exons. The coding region runs from base 1 to 597 and encodes 198 amino acids.
AUGUAUGAACGUAUAUAUAGUCUUCCGAACCCAGGCAUAUACCUUUCGUCGCUAUGGAGCUCUCGACCGCCGCUGCUGCUGCUGCUGCUGUUCGUUUUUCUCCCGAGAAUUCCAAACGCAGAGAUGUGUCAAGGCCACACAGCACCAGUACCUACGAAGCCCCCCUCAGUUCCUUCGCAGACUCGCUACGUUAACUUAUAUCUCCUGUCGGACUACUCACAUUGCAAAUUGUUUAAGGAUAUUGGAGAUCAGCGUCUUUACAUGAAGGUUCUGACGAAUGGAGUGAGAGCAACGUACAGCCGACUACCACACGAUCUGAGACCCGUUUUGAGGCUGGUUGGAAUCAGCUGCCUUAGUGAGUCUGAACAGAAAACGAUAUAUGAAACCAGCAUUGAUGGAGAUGGAAGGUUGGAUGGCUAUACUGCUCUGUGGGGUUUAAAAAGAUUUGCGUCACAAAACCGGUCGCAGUUUGAAAACGCUACGGUCACCGCUAUGCUAACUGCGUACUACUUCCAGGAUCAGUCUCGAACCGGUAACAUAUUUCAGUCACUAAUUCCCCUACUAAUAUAUAGUCUUAAAAAUAAUGACUUGAACUAA